Molecule: messenger RNA, 3288 nt
Organism: Sardina pilchardus (European sardine)
Lineage: Eukaryota; Metazoa; Chordata; Actinopteri; Clupeiformes; Clupeidae
Gene: ube2wb
Product: ubiquitin conjugating enzyme E2 Wb
Exons: 6
Coding region: 439-924 (161 amino acids)
Source: RefSeq, a predicted model, not a curated record
UGUCGUAAAAUUUAGCCUCUGAAUUUAUUUUAAGAAGAUGGCGAACUGCAGUCAAAUAGAUAUGUUGUAGGAGCUGCUCUAGCGAUUGUUUCCACUCAAAAUGACCAGCUAUCUUGCUAGCUGGCUUUCGCUGACGUUAGCUCGCUAGCCAUAGGAGAUGACUCGGAUUAAUUAGCGCUAGCAGCCUGGUACAAGGGCACGGUGGUAUUUUAUAGUAUCUGAAAAAGACCGUCCGACGCAAGGGAAACUUUCCUUGCUAUUGCUGUGAUUAUUUCGCCAGUCAUGUGAAAACACAAUCAUUUGUUACUUAAAAGUGACACGGCUAGUAAAAUUAGCUAAUCCUCUCCAGAUAGCAAGUUGACAACGCAGCUUUCUUCGUAUUAGCCAGCGUUAGCUGGUUUUAGCCAACCUAGCUGUUACGGGUCGGGGUGUGAUGCGAUGGCUACCUUGGUACCUAGUUUCCGGAGUUUCCUUGACUCAAGAAAAAGGUUACAGAAGGAACUAUUAGCUCUACAAAAUGAUCCACCCCCUGGCAUGACGUUAAACGAGAAGAGUGUUCAGAAUACGAUUACACAGUGGAUUGUAGAUAUGGAAGGAGCCCCCGGUACUCUCUAUGAAGGCGAAAAAUUCCAGCUGCUUUUCAAAUUCAGUAGUCGAUAUCCAUUUGACUCACCUCAGGUCAUGUUUACUGGGGAGAAUAUACCUGUCCAUCCUCAUGUUUAUAGCAAUGGCCACAUCUGUCUCUCCAUCUUAACAGAGGACUGGUCGCCCGCUCUCUCUGUACAGUCCGUUUGUCUAAGCAUUAUUAGCAUGCUUUCCAGCUGCAAAGAGAAGAGGCGACCUCCAGACAACUCCUUUUAUGUUAGAACAUGUAAUAAGAAUCCAAAGAAGACAAAAUGGUGGUAUCAUGAUGAUACAUGUUAAUGUAGAACUUUGUAAUACUCUUAGAAGAAAGAAGUCCUACUGACCUACAUAAGCACUUUUUAAGAAACAUUCAGUCUUUGAACUGUAAACUUUGACUGGAACUAUGGAGAUAUAUGCGCUGGAGAUUCUCCUGACUGCAACCCCGGAUGGGCAGUUGGAUGUGUGUACGCAGCAGGUUGCGCUCGAAAUGGAUGCCGAUUCGAAAAGACAGGACGGUAACGCGCCCCGAUGACGACGAUGACGAUUUGAUGGGGGGUAUUGGGGUUGGUUUGGACACGAUAGUUAUGCAGGAAUCAGGAGGAUUUGUAGUGAGAGUUAUUCCUUAUACCAAUUGAGAAUCUUAUUCUGCUGUCUCUGUUUUCGUUUUCUGUUGGUACAGUUUAAGGUCCUCAUGUAUUGUGCAAUAACAAUGAUGGGAUGCAUGCUUGGGCUAAAAGGAGGAAAUCUAAAUCCAAGUCUAAUUUAGCUGAUCUGGAACGGACUAUCUUUACCCACAAGCAAUUGCAACAUCUUCUUAUUGUCCUUUUUUUCCUCAAAACAAUAUGCACUGUGAAAUAUCUCUAGUGGUACAAUGGCAUGUUGUUACAACAUGCUGUUACAUAGAAACUUCUAAUCACUUUAGUUCUGGUCAUUAAAUUAAUGUUUUUGUUUAAUCCGUAUAAUCUGGCACGGCAUUACUUUUUCGUUUGAUCUAUUUCCUGAAAUUGCCCAGAUUAUAAUGAAUAUAUAUUUUAAAAUCUUCCAGUUGUCUCAGAAGUGAGAUGGCAAUAUAAAGCUUUUGAAGGCUAUGAAACCAAGAAGGCCAUCUGACCAUUUUAAGAAUUGCUUGAUUUCACUCAUAGCCCAUAGGCCGAGUCCGUUCGAGGAUAAUUGGCCCUCUUCCCCAUUAUGAUAGCCCAGACACGUGAAUGCAGGACAAGAUCACUUCAUGGAUUUAUGAAUGUCAGCAAGAAAACUUUUUAUUGUGUUUUUGUGUUUCCAUUUUUAUUUGUAUGAUAAGUUUUAUAUUAAGAUUUAUGCUUUAAUCUUCUAAGAUGUCUAAUUUUAAAAUGUUGUCUUUCUUUUUUUUUUGUACUGUAAGUGUGCAAGCAGGUAUUUAAAAAAAGGGUUCUUGAAGGGCAGUAAUUGGGGAGUGUUUGUCUUAUUUAAUGUUUUAAAAUGUUCUAAUCUCCUGAAUCUUAGCGUAAAAGGAACUGUAAUAUGUAAAGGGUUCUUUGAAAGAGAGACUGUACGGCUUGAGUGCUAUUUCUCCUGGUCAUACUUGUCUGGCUCAGGUACUUUUUCAAGAAGAAAUCAUCUUUAGAAAAUUCCUAAAAAAGAUAUUUUGCAUUUAACUAUAUUUUCACCAAAAGGACUGUUACAUUGUUAAUAACCGUAUGUCUGAAACUGAUGUAUAUUAAUCUUCAAAUUGCGCCUGAUAUAUAUAUAUAUCUAUCUAAAUAUAUAUAUAUAUCUAUAUAUGAAAAUGACUUAGUUAGCAAUGAGUGCACGGUCCUUGCGUUGAUGAUAGUUGCCGAACACAAAUUUUAAAUUUUGUUUAGGAUUCUUUGCACUUUUUGCUAAUUAGGUGUCUGUACAGUCAUUUUAUCAGAAUUACUUGUCUAGUCGGAAGGAUUUUUUUUUUUUUUUUUUUUUUUUUGAAGCUCCAGAGCUCCAGUGAUGGGAUGUGUAUGAGAAAUCAGAGGUCAGCCAUGUCAAAAGCAGUUUUGUAUCAUGUCUGACUUCACAACACUCCAUUCCCAAAGACUUACGUUGCCAUCCAUUCAAAAAAUACUUGAAUUUCCCCCUCUGGGUUGGGUCUUGUUGCUUCUCCACGAGUUCUUUUUUGUGAGAUUUCUGUCGAAGUGAAUGUGUUGGCAAUGGUGAAAUGGAGCUGCUUGGUACUACUGCUUCCUUCUGCAAGUCACAAUCCAGAUACUCUACCGUCACAAGCAUGUGUAUGUAACUUCAAGAGGUGGGAGAUGUGGUUGUCGUAUUAAUGAUUGCUGAAAGACAAUUUUUUGAAAAAUUUUGUUGAUGUUUGUUGCGAAUGGGGCCUAGCCUGAACCUAUGAGGGGUGGCAUAGUUGUAGCAUUACAUCUGGGGCACACCAACUUCAGAUCACCAUGGAGAUUAGCAAAUAUACAAUAGAAGUAAUUAAUAUUUGUGGGCUUGGAUGUCUCUUUUUAAUGUUUUCUUUUGUUUUUCUUAGUGACAUUUUUUUUCAUAACUUAAAUAGCCUAGAUCUUUUGGUUUGCAGAUUGUAUAAAUAAUCAAAGAAAUUGGUUCUCAUUUUUAUUUUGGGGGAAUUUGUUCUGGUAUGUACAAGCUACAUGUAAGUUGUGCCUGUUAAUUUAAAUAAUAAAAGCAAAUAUUUACAAUUCA